Molecule: messenger RNA, 906 nt
Organism: Blepharisma stoltei
Lineage: Eukaryota; Ciliophora; Heterotrichea; Heterotrichida; Blepharismidae
Source: the annotation of a GenBank genome assembly
AUGAGUUUAACUGACACUUCCAAAGAAAAUCUGCAACUCGAUCCCAAAAACACCAAGGUCUUUUCUUCACGAAACGCUCUUAAAUCCCUGAACAUCUCCUCUCUCCUCAAUACCUCUCCAUCCUCUAAAGAAGCCAAUCCCACAAACCCUCAGCUUCUCAUUGAUUAUGCUCCUGAGAUCUUCAAAAAUCUUCACGAGCAAGAGCCGACAGGCCAAGUUUCACAAGAAUAUAUGAAGCUGCAGCCUGAAAUAAAUCAAAAACUACGAGCCGUCUUAAUUGACUGGAUUGUGAGCGCCCAUAAGCGUUUUAAGCUUUUGCCUGAAACUUUAUUUUUAUCAGUCACGAUUAUUGAUAAAUAUUUAGAAAAGCGAGCAGUGACUAGACAACAAUUGCAGUUGGUCGGGGUCACAAGUUUGUAUCUCUCAUCAAAGUAUGAGGAGAUUUAUCCACCUGAGCUUAAAGAUUUUGUUCAGAUUACAGAUCGGGCUUAUACCAGAGAACAAGUCGUUAAAAUGGAAAAGGAAAUUUUAAAUACGUUGAAUUUUAAUAUUACCCUGCCGACCUCAUGAAGAUUUUUUGAGAGGUAUGGAGGAAUAAGCGAUUUAAACUCCCAAGGUAAAAGUGUAGGGCAAUAUUUAUUGGAGUUAGCAUUGGUUGAAUAUCAUAUGCUAAAAUAUAAGCCUUCAUUGAAAGCGGUAGCUGCGACUUAUAUGGGGCAUAAAAUAUUGAAUAGAGACUAUUCUUGGAGAAUUGAAGAUACUGGGUAUUCAGAUGAAGAGAUUAAGUGCUGUGCGAAGGAUAUGCUUAUAUUAUUUCAAGCUGCACCUAGGCAUCCUUUGACAGCUGUAAAAGAGAAAUUUUCGAGACCUCAAUUUCAUGAAGUAUCAUCUCUUCGGAUUAGCUAA